Dermacentor albipictus is the source of this 1586-nucleotide messenger RNA. RefSeq names its product alpha-(1,3)-fucosyltransferase C-like. The record is from RefSeq and is a predicted model, not a curated record. Gene Ontology annotation, molecular function: fucosyltransferase activity. Lineage: Eukaryota; Metazoa; Arthropoda; Arachnida; Ixodida; Ixodidae. Gene Ontology annotation, cellular component: membrane.
CAGGUCUGGAGUUCCAGUAGGCCGUGGGUUGAACCAUAAAGGCGUGUAUCUCGCGCUCUCCCGAACAAACGAGAACCACGAGAGCAGCGCGCAAGGCACCCCACGUACGCAACACCCCCCACCCCCUUCCCGCUAACGACAAUUAUCCGGUCUUUAAUUGUUUACUUCAAGGCCUUCAUGGUUCCUGGCAGGUUGGUACGCUUACAUUACGCUGGCGUCUGCCUCAUCUGCGUUUCGCUCGCCGUCUUCUUUGUUUUCUACGGCGGUGACCAAAUGUUAGCCGUCAAACGCCACGCGCGGUUAGCGAAAGCCAACCAGAGGCAGCAGCAAAGCAACGCGGUCACUAUCUUGUUCUGGACCAAGGUGUUCGGCGACUAUCUCGAGGUGCUGUCCGAUGCCGAUAGCGGGCUCGUGUCCUACAACUGCAGCGUCCCUUGCUACCUGACCAGGGACAGGAGUCUGAUAAGAUCGGCGGACGCCGUCGUGAUACACGAGAGGGACGCCAAUGCAAGUGACCUUCCCAGAUACCGCGCAGAGCAUCAGCGUUGGGUGUACUGGAAUAAGGAGGCGCCCCCCAACAGCCAUACCGAGAAAAUGGAGAGCCUCAGGGGCGUCUUCAACUGGACAUACACCUACCGCCGCGACUCGGACGUGCCGCAUCCGUACUUCUUCGUGCGUUCCGUCGUCCGCCCUAGGACGGUGCCACCAGCCGAAUAUACGCCGGCAUUGAACCAGACCAGACUGGUCGCCUGGGCCGCCAGCCACUGCCGGACCGCAAGCCGCCGGGAGAAGUUCGUCGACGCGCUCCGCAAGCACAUGGCGGUAGACGCGUUCGGCUCUUGCGGAAACCUCGCAUGCCCGCCGAACGAGGACUGCUUUGCUCGUAUCGGCGAGAGGUACUACUUCUACCUGGCCCUGGAAAACGCCGUGUGCCGCGACUACGUCACGGAGAAGCUCUACAACGCGCUCCAACACGACAUGGUUCCGGUGGUGAUGGGAAGGUACGCCGCCAGCCUGGCGCCUCCCGGAUGUUGCAUCGACGCGCUUCGGUUCGCGUCUCCCGAGCGCCUCGCCGCGUACCUGAAGGCGGUGGCCGCCAAUGCCACGCAGUACCAGUCUUACUUCGCUUGGAGGAAGACGCACGAGGUCCGAUAUCACCGUUUCGCGGAUCACUGCGUCCUCUGCGAGGCGCUCUCCAGAGCUCGUCCAGACGAACGCAAGACGUACGAGGACAUCAUCGAGUGGUGGCACGGCAACGGAUCCGCCUGCGUGCAGUGGAAGCCGGCCAGCUGAGUCUUGUUUUCGAUGGACUGUCGAGCAUGUCCCUUCGACCAGUAUUGCCUUUCCUACUCAGAACCGCUGAGCCAAGCCAUCAGUGAGGACAGGGUGGCGGCCUACCCGCCGAGCGGAUUGCCUACCCGCAGUGGUUCUCACAUUUUGUUGCCGAACAGGUAUCAGGUUCAAUUCCCGCCCACAUUCCUACAAAGGGGGCGGUGAGGAGAAGUUGUGUGACUAGCCAUAAUACGUGAGGGGUCCUUAUGAUGCAAGGUUGUGUGGUAUAAUACAUUGGAGAAUGCUUAUCUUCA